Messenger RNA from Mytilinidion resinicola, 1492 nucleotides. RefSeq names its product acetate kinase. Lineage: Eukaryota; Fungi; Ascomycota; Dothideomycetes; Mytilinidiales; Mytilinidiaceae. Gene Ontology annotation, molecular function: acetate kinase activity. The record is from RefSeq and is a predicted model, not a curated record. The transcript is spliced from 2 exons. The coding region runs from base 1 to 1254 and encodes 417 amino acids. Gene Ontology annotation, biological process: acetate metabolic process; phosphorylation.
AUGCCAGAAAUCAUCCUCUCCAUCAACGCAGGUUCAUCCUCCGUCAAGAUCUCCGUCUAUCAAGCCAAUGACAAAUCCGGCGAUCCGACGCAGCUGGCGGAGGCCUCAGUCGAAGGCCUCACAGCCCCUCCCGCAACACUAAAGUACGAAAGAGGCGACGAGAAGGUCAAAGGGAAAGAGUUGGAAGGAAUAGAAUCCCAGGAAGACGCCUUCAGGUACAUUCUGGAUCACUUAACCCAGGAUAAGGGUCUCCCGCAGCUCAGCCAAAAGGAGGACAUCAAGUUCACGUGCCAUCGGGUUGUUCACGGUGGAAACUAUCCAAACUCACAAGUCAUCGAUGAAGAUACGUACCAUCACAUUGAGGAACUGUCAGAUUUGGCGCCACUACACAACGCCGGCGCCCUCACCAUCGUCCGCACCGUCUCCAGCCUCCUCCCCCACGCGACCAACAUCGCCUACUUCGACUCCAGCUUCCACUCGACCCUGCCUACCCACAUCAGCACGUACCCCAUCGACCCCAAAAUCGCCGCCCACAACCAACUCCGCAAAUACGGCUUCCACGGCAUCUCGUACGCCUUCAUUGUGUCCGCCGUGUCCGCGUACCUCCAAAAGCCCGCCGCCUCCCUCAACAUCAUCGCGCUGCACCUCGGCUCCGGCGCGUCGGCCACGUGCAUCAAGCACGGCAAAAGCCACGACACCUCCAUGGGCCUGACGCCGCUGGCCGGCCUGCCGGGCGCCACGCGCAGCGGCAGCAUCGACCCGAGCCUCAUAUUCCACUUCACGCACGACGCGGGCAAGCCCUCGCGCAGCAGCACGCAGAAGAUGCACAUCACCACCGCCGAGGAGAUCCUCAACAAGAAGAGCGGCUGGCAGGCGCUGACGGGCACGACGGAUUUCGGCGCCAUCUCCGCCAGCGCCGCGCCCGAGUGCCAGCUCGCGUUUGACAUCUUCGCCGACCGUAUCGUCAACUUCGUCGCGCCUUACUUCGUCAAGCUGGAUGGGCAGGUGGAUGCGCUGGUGUUUGCGGGCGGGAUUGGCGAGCGCGGCGCGCGGUUGCGGGCCGAGGUCGUGCGGCAGGUGAGGUGUCUGGGGUUUGAGAUUGAUGAGACGCGGAAUGAGAAGCCGGGGGACGGGGUGGUGACGAGUAUUGGGGCGGAGGGGGCGCGGUAUAAGACGCUGAUUUGCAAGACGGAUGAGCAGUUGGAGAUGGCGAGGAGUGUGUUGGAGGAGAGGGUGAGGUUUGCGAAGAAGUGAUUGGUCCGGUGCGGUGGUGAGCUUCGGUGGAGUUGCAACGGAUCUGUUGUUGCGUGCUUCAUCGACUUUGAUUCUUUCAUCUUAGACUCUUCUUCCUUUCCAAUAGACCACUCAAAUGGAGCGCGAUCGAUAAAUCUCGAGACUGGCUAGCCCACCUCUUGCAUCCAUCUCCAUAACAAACGCGGUACCAAAGGGUUAUUGCGAUUUUUCUUUCAUUUUUUUCUGCCGCUCGUACCCC